GUAAAAAUAUGUUUGAGUAUUUUUGCAAAUAUAUCAAUGCAUUUGGACACUAAUGACAGAGAAACCGUUUUACAGGCCAUAGAAUAUUUUCCUCUAACUCACCACACUAAUGAUGGGAUUUCAAGAAAGAAAAUAAAACUGCUCGUGUCAGACGUUAAAGAAAGUGUCACAUUUACUACAGAAGAAAUACAGUUCCUAAUAAAGAAAUUAAAAGAAGCUUGUGUUUAUGAUAGAGUUGAAAAGAUUAAAUCUUAUCUGAUGGACCUGACUUUAUUUUGUGUGAAUGACCACAAUAUUAGCCUGGUAAGUUGGACAAAAAAACUGUAUACAGUAGCCAGGAGUUGCAGUCGAUUGACUUAUUUAAUCAUAAAACUGUUUGAUUUCAUGCAGUUGUUUGGUCAACUGUGUUAGUUAAGCCAUUCAUCAGUGCACGUAUGCUUUGCCGUAUGAAAGGCAAACAACAUUUU
Messenger RNA from Physella acuta, 467 nucleotides. RefSeq lists its product as uncharacterized. The record is from RefSeq and is a predicted model, not a curated record. Lineage: Eukaryota; Metazoa; Mollusca; Gastropoda; Physidae.